Messenger RNA from Astyanax mexicanus (Mexican tetra), 6774 nucleotides. It is a transcript of the gene rxrbb, whose product is annotated as retinoid x receptor, beta b. The transcript is spliced from 11 exons. Gene Ontology annotation, cellular component: RNA polymerase II transcription regulator complex; nucleus. Lineage: Eukaryota; Metazoa; Chordata; Actinopteri; Characiformes; Acestrorhamphidae. The coding region runs from base 58 to 1539 and encodes 493 amino acids. Gene Ontology annotation, molecular function: zinc ion binding; retinoic acid-responsive element binding; nuclear steroid receptor activity. The record is from RefSeq and is a predicted model, not a curated record. Gene Ontology annotation, biological process: anatomical structure development; positive regulation of transcription by RNA polymerase II; cell differentiation.
CAUUGUUACUGAAACUAGCUACACUUAUCCUGAAGGGGGUUAUGGCUAAAUACUUACAUGUUUAAAUUAUUUAUGAUGUUAUUUACGUGUUUUUUUUAUUUAUUUAUUUGUUUGUUUGUUGACAACAGGCUGAACAGGCGCGCGCUGUCCACUAGGAGGCUGUCUCGCGAGCCCAUCUGCCUGGAUGCAAAACAAACAUUCACUUCAAAUUUGCGUGGAUCAAAGCCCCAGCAGUCUCCCCUCAGUCGGUCAGUCUGGUUUGCAUCUAUGAACUCCUUGCCACCCACCACCUCGGCUGUCAGCAGCCCUGUUAGCUCCCUGGACUCGCCACUGUCCGUAAUCAGCUCGUCCAUCGGCUCUCCUGGUGUGCCUGGGACUCCUUCGGUGGGCUACGGACCCCUGAGCAACCCACAGAUUAACUCCUCCAUGUCUGAGCUGCAUGCUGUCAGCAGCUCUGAUGAUGUGAAGCCACCGUUUGGCCUAAAGUCUGCAGGUGGCACCGGUCCAAUGCUAUCCCAGAAACGCCUUUGUGCCAUCUGUGGAGACCGCUCCUCUGGUAAACAUUAUGGAGUGUACAGCUGUGAAGGCUGUAAGGGAUUUUUUAAGCGCACAGUAAGGAAGGACCUGAGCUACAUUUGUAGGGAUAGCAAAGAGUGCCUUGUGGACAAGCGCCAGCGCAAUCGCUGCCAGUACUGCCGCUACCAGAAGUGCCUGGCCAUGGGGAUGAAGAGAGAAGCUGUUCAGGAUGAGCGUCAGCGGAAUAAGGAGCGUGAAGGGGACUAUGAGUUUAGCUCUGCUGCCAACGAAGAGAUGCCUGUGGAGAAGAUUCUGGAAGCUGAGACGGCCGUGGAGCAUAAGACUGAACUUCAUGCUGAUAGCAGCUCUGGGACUGGCUCUCCCAGUGACCCAGUCACUCAUAUCUGUCAGGCAGCAGAUAAGCAGCUGUUUAGUCUGGUGGAGUGGGCUAAGCGCAUACCACACUUCUCUGAGCUGCCUCUGGAUGACCAGGUGAUUCUGCUCCGAGCAGGGUGGAAUGAGCUCCUGAUUGCUUCGUUCUCUCACCGUUCUAUCGGUGUAAAGGACGGACUCCUGCUGGCCACUGGUCUGCAUGUACCCCGCGACAGCGUCCACAACACCGGCGUGGAGGCCAUCUUCGACAGAGAGAGUGCACACAGUGCUGAGGUGGGGGCCAUAUUUGACAGGGUGUUAACCGAGCUGGUCAAUAAGAUGCGUGAUAUGCAAAUGGACAAGACAGAGCUGGGCUGUCUGCGGGCGAUCGUUCUUUUUAACCCAGAUGCCAAAGGUUUGACUAACACCAGUGAGGUGGAGCUCCUGCGAGAAAGAGUGUAUGCAUCCCUUGAGGCCUACUGCAGGCAGAAAUACCCCGACCAGCAGGGCAGAUUUGCUAAGCUCCUCCUCCGGCUGCCUGCGCUGCGCUCUAUUGGCCUGAAGUGUCUGGAGCACCUUUUUUUCUUUAAGCUGAUUGGUGACACCCCCAUUGACACGUUCCUAAUGGAGAUGCUUGAGGCUCCCCACUAGGCCAACCCAGAGGCAUGCUGGGAGAUGGGGCUUUGCCACCCGAGAUCACUGUGACUGCACUUUUCAAUCCCAGGGCAACUUCAGAAAUUGGCCAGCCUCUGGUCUGGGGUACACUUUUCAUUAUUGUUUAUCUUUGUAAGUGCACCACAGAGUCUAGAGACCCCAAACUUGCCAUGAACGUAGAAUAUGUUGGUGCUAUGUUUCAGUUGUGAGUCUUGAAUUCUUGAGGAAAAGUGUUUUUUUUUUUUUUUUUUUUUUUAAAGAUUGGAACCUUCAGUUCCCUUGCUAGCUUACAUAAGAGGGGUUUACAUUUUGAUAGAACUAUUUGGGGCUUUUAAACAUGUGGAUAUAAGCUUUAAUUGUCAGUGAGUGUGCUCAUUUAUCAUCUACAGUUUUUUAAAUCCCUAAGUGACUAAUUUAUUCAGCCCAGACCUUAAAGGACUGGUAGAACUGACAAUUGAACAAACAGUUUAAAACAUUCUUUUAAAACUGUUUUAAAACAAACAGUUUCUAAACUGAAAAGAACUCUACCCAUUUUGGUAGUUUGGCCAAAUAUAUAUAUGCAAUGAAGCUCGAAAUCAUGCACAAAAAGUGUGGAGAAUGGCUUGUUUUUAUGUCCAUGAGGAUGUACAUUAUGAUGUGUCAUGAGGAGAAUAAUGUUAGACCUGUAUAUUGGAAUCAGUUCCAGGGAUGUGAGGUCUUAUUGUGCACUCAUUUAAAGGAACGGUUAGCUGGAAAAAAGCUGAUUCGCACAGUUUUCUCUCAGUUUUACCUCAGAUGCAGUUGAGCAGACAAGACAUUGUCCAGACUGCAGUCCCUAAAAAUCAUCACACUUAACUUUAUAGCUGAGUAUUGGCAAUGACUGGGUGAUAAGUUAUGUAUCAUGGAAUAUGGGUUACGAUCCCACAAAAAUGUAGGCAAAGCGAUAUAUUAUGAUUAUUUUAAAGCUUAAUUUAGGAAAACAACACAUUGUUCAAAAAGCUUAGUAAACAAAAAUGACAUUUUCUAAGCAGUCAGCGCAAACAUUACAGCACUGUAAUCUACUGGUUAGGAUUAAAACACAAAUAUCACACACAAUUGACUAGUCUGCCAGCAAGCCUUACAUCUAUACUAUUCAUUAAAAAUGUGUACUUUGUGUUUUUGGAAUCCAUAUGGCAUUUGCCAAACGUAAUAUAUUUAUAAUAUAGCAGUAUUUUCUUACACCCCUAUACAUCACCUGUAAUUAACAUGUUCAUAGCUGUAGCAAUUUUCUGUAAUUAUAAAUCAGCUUAAACUACACCUGCACAAUGCAGCUCAGAUUAAACCUGCCGAGUAUAGCUGAUAUUUGUGCUAGUCUUAUACAGCAUCCUGAACCAUAUACAGACGUCUCCAGGCCCGGUUGCAAAAGCUGUGGGUAGGUUUAAAUGUAGGCUGGUUUUGCGUUAAUAAAAUUAAAUGGGUUUCACCAGAUAACCCAGUACUGCAUUGAGUUAGUGCUGUGUAUUGGCAAGAACUUGACAGAACAAUACUGUCAUGAUACAGGGGUUAGGAUUCAGUAUAUCAUGAUGUAUUGCGAUAAUGUAUGUAAGGUAUUAUUAUAUUGUGAUAUUGUUAAAAAAAAAACUCAUAGUAUAAAAAACAGACUUUCGUUUUUUUAAGUCUUAAGGUUUUAGAUCUAAUUAUGUGGGUUGACUUUAAACAGGAAAUGUGCACAGGUAUUCACCCCCUUUGCCAGAAAGCCCCCUGAAAAGUGAUUGUGCAACCAGUUACCUUCAGAAGUCACCUAAUUAGGGAAAUAAAGUCAUGUAUGUCUCAUGAUCAGUCAGUAUACAUUCACCUUUUCUGGCCCCAGAGGCUGAAACGGCACUGAACAAGAGGCACCACUAACCCAACAACACCCUGAAGACCAAGGAGCUCUCCAAACAUGUCAGGGACAAAGUUGUUGAUGUACAAGUCAGGCUUGGGGCAAAAAAAAAAAACCUUGACCAUUCCCCAAAGCAACAUCAAAUCCAUCAUCAUAUAAAAAGAACAUGGUGCCACAGCAGACCUGUCAGACCUAAACUGAUAGACUUGUGAGGAAAUCAUUAAUCAGAGAGGCAGCACAGAGACCAACAGUAAUCCUAAAGGAGCUUUAGCGAUCCACAGCAGAGACUCGUGCAUGUGUCGAUACACUCCACAUAACUGGACUUAAGUCGUUACUGACAGGUAUAAAUAGUAAAGAGUUUGCCAAAAGACAUGUAGUACACUCUGCAAAACCCUCAUUCAUUGUUAACCACUUUAUCCGUCAAGGGUCGCAGAGGGGCCAGAGCCUCAGCCGGCAUCGGGCGGAACGCAGACCCUGCAAAUGUAUAAGUGUUUUAUAGAGAAUUUUACUUUCCGGCCACCAAAAGUCCUACCCAACACAUCUAAUCAGCCCAAGAACACAAUUGCCACAGUGAAAUAUGGUGGUGGCUGCAUCAUGCUGUGGGGGUGUUUUUUUAGCAGCAGGGACUGUGAAACUGGUCAGAAUGGAGGGAAAGAUGGAUGGUGCUAUGUACAGGGAUAUUCUGGAGCCAAACCGGCCACUGAUGAGAAUGGGACAGAAGUUCCACUUCCAGCAGAACAAUGACCCUAGUUAUGCUUAUUAGUUAUUUUGUCCUAUUUGUUGUUUGCUUCACAAUCACAUCUUCAAAAGUUGUUGGCAUGUUCUGUAAAUGAAUUGAUGCAAACCCUCAAACAAUCCAUUUUAUUUCUAGGUUUUUGGCCAACACAAUACACAAAAUACAAGGCACUAAAUUUCUGAUAAAAGAAGUGUUUUAGAACACUUGUUUAAUAAAUGAGUUUGCUAAAACGGUUAUUAUUUAAUCACUAAGACAUGCUGUUAAAGGCAUGACCGAUUCUAUUUUCCUGACUGAUGCUGCCAUUUGAGGCUCUGUUAUGCAGAAAUUAUUUUAAAUCCCAUUACACUUCCAGUCACUGUGAGGGAAAUGCACACAAAUAUAAUACCCUCAUGUUUACGCUGCUUGCAAAUCAAAAAUCUAAUUGUCUGACUCCUGCAAACUACAUGAUCACCCAAGAUCAUGUAAAGGUGUUGAUUGGAUUAAAGAUAAACUGAUUAUCUGAGUGUUUAUCUGAGAAUUAGUUAGUUGUUCAGACAUAACAUACGGGUUUAUGGUGCUACUAGAUUUAGUUUAAAACUAAUUAGUGUAAGGUCUUUGUUUAAGGACACAAACUGAACAACCAACAUAUGCAAAACCAGCCGUGCACUGCAGUGCUGUUUUUACUGCAUUACCUCGUAUCUCCACUCCAGGGAAUCCUCUGUGUGUUAAAGCCUGUUGCAUAACUGUCCUGGUGUUUCUACUUUGGCAGCAGAACUCGUUCUGAAAUCAGUGUGAGCUGACUGUCUCGUCACUCCCCAGAAAUAAGUCUAGCAGAGCUAAAAAUGACCCCGAACUGUGUUCAAUUGAACUGGAUUAGAGGUGAUUUGCUGAAGCCCAUCAUUCAUAGAAAACACAUUGCAUCCAACAAUAACUAAAACCUCAUUCGUCUUUUAUACAGCUGUAAAAAACUAAUUUAACUAACUCAUUUACAGGAAUAAACACACAAUCAACCAGCCCACUACCCGUAACAGUCUUCUGCCACAAGUUUAUAAAAACUCUAAAUAAUAGAACUAUAAUUUUUAUUUUGUUGGGGUAUGCUCCAUUAGUUUUCUAUACAGCUGCUGACAGAGCUUCAUUACUGUGCUAAAGGCUCCACUUCUGACACCAACAAAAACAAACCUUUCCUAGCUGUGAGCUGAGGAUUUAUUGUUUUUGGUAGUUUCAUCAGCCUCGUAUCACCAGUCUAAUGCUAAUAAAACCACCUGUAUUUGUUUAAUGGCUGCAUCUGAAGUAAGUGCAGGUUGGAGAGCUGUGAAAACUGUGUAAAUUGAUUAUUUUGCAGAACCGUUUUCUUUAAGUAAGACUGAGUGCCUGAACGAUUCAUGCUUGAUAUGUUGUACUGUUCUUAUUUUUUUCGUUUAUUAUUAUUUUUUAAAUGGUAUGUUUGAUAUGUUUGGUGAAAAAAAAAUGGAAAAUAACUAGGAUAAUCACAUCACUACAUUCAGCUCUGCAUUGCGUUUCUACUGCAGUGUUCCAGGCUGAAUUCUUCAAAACCUGCCAGUAACAUCGCUCGACGUUCAGUUUGUUUUUCUUCUUCUCCAGUUAUCAUAUAGUUUGUAAAUGCACGCUUGUUUUCAUCACAUAUCAGAUAUAAACCAUAUAAACUUGAGUUAUGAUUCCUUACUUAAACUGCACUAUACAAAUUAAAAUGUCAUCAAAUGUUUGACCAAAAAAAGGGUCAUAUUUUUAUAUACUUUGGUGCUUUAAGAUAAAAACAGACGUUUUGAUGUUACAUCCCUGAAUAAGACGCACAUUUUGAACCUGUAAACAGGAAAUCUAGUUCUGUACCUUUUAGCGACGCUGAAUCUGAGCAAUACUAAAUUCAACAUAAUAUUUUGGCACUAGCCCUCCUUCUCAUCUCUCAGAGGGUCCUAUGAUGAAUUGACUGUUGUUUGUAUUUAAGAAAUCUUCCAGCGUGUAAUUUAUAAAUAACUUCUAGUACUGUGCAAAACCUUUAUUGUUCAGGGACAUUGAGAAGCGAUCACUUAGUUCAACGUAAAUAGACCGAGUAGAAUCUCCGUAUCUAUUCCCACGCUUUUAUCAUUGCUUUUAGUUUUAGUCGAUGUGUACAUCUAUAAACAAACAAAAACAAAAAGAACGAAAAAAAAGCCUUAGUUUGCACUGGAUUUCCUGCGAAUCCCAGUCUUUUGUCUUUUCUCCUCCAUGAUAUAGCUUAUCCUUCUCUUUCUCGGACUUCAUUUAGACUCAUCGUCUUGUCCAUUUUUCGUUUUGUUAUGUAAAUUCUUUGUUCUGCUGUUGCAUUUUUUCCCUGUUCUUGCCAACAGCUUCAGGGACGAAGACCACAGAGACGUUUAAAAUGCAAGUUCUUGUUUUUCUUUUUCUUCUCCUUCAUUUUCUUCUUCUUCUUCUUCUUGGGCAGAGAUGUGUUUACCACACCUUUCGAGGUUUGUUUUUGGUAUGGUCCUGUACAACCACCAUCUUUACUGCAUUAGACAUGUCUGUGUCUGUCAUUGCACUAAAAUUGUCAUACAAUAAUGAUUGUAAUGAUCCUUUAUCAGGUUCUCCGUUGUCAUGGCUCGUUUAAGAGGAGCGCGAUGGCACUGACGAGAACCGCACGGUGUACACGACCCUAAAUAAAUAAAGCUGGUGACAUGUC